AUGAGCCGCCGGUCAUCCGUUGUCGACCUGACCUCUUCAUCCCAUCGCCAUUUCCCCGUCCGCCUCUCCACGUCACCGCAGCUCGCUUUUCAUGAUGCCUCCUCCCAAGAUCGACACACAACACCCCGUGGGGUGAAACGCCAACGCGAGGAAGAUGGCAGUAGGGAAUCAACGUCAUCAUUUGACGUUACCCCACAAAGAGAGGACCCUAUUGAGUCCAUCGACCUCACCGAAGUCGAUGAGUCCAGGCCACUGGCAAGGGUAUUAGCCAAGCAGAGGGAGGAUGCAGUGAGGGCCCAGCAGUCAACAGAGCAUGAGAAGGAAGGCUCAGUCCUGGCCUCUUAUAAAUGCCCUGUGUGUAUGGAUACCCCCGAAAAUGCGACAAGCACUGCCUGUGGUACGUUCUUGGCUCUGGUUGUCAAGGCUGGCCUGCCUCUGGACCUUGAUCCCUUUACUAACCACUCACUUCUAGGUCAUCUUUUCUGUCACAAGUGCAUUAUUGAUUGCUUGAAGAUGGGCGAGGAGCAAAGGGCAGAUUUGGCAUCAAAAGCACGCGGUACCUGUCCAGUAUGCCGCAAACCUCUCACUCGUAACGAGGCCAGCGGGCCACGCAGAAGCCUUAUUCCGCUUCAACUAAAGCUUACUACCAAGAAGCGAAACGCGGGUUCGGUUUCUAACGCAUAG
Penicillium alfredii is the source of this 684-nucleotide messenger RNA. RefSeq lists its product as uncharacterized. The record is from RefSeq and is a predicted model, not a curated record. The coding region runs from base 1 to 684 and encodes 227 amino acids. Lineage: Eukaryota; Fungi; Ascomycota; Eurotiomycetes; Eurotiales; Aspergillaceae. The transcript has a single exon.